Molecule: messenger RNA, 2418 nt
Organism: Syngnathus acus (greater pipefish)
Lineage: Eukaryota; Metazoa; Chordata; Actinopteri; Syngnathiformes; Syngnathidae
Gene: cdkl1
Product: cyclin-dependent kinase-like 1 (CDC2-related kinase)
Exons: 11
Coding region: 712-1788 (358 amino acids)
Biological process (GO): protein phosphorylation
Cellular component (GO): nucleus
Molecular function (GO): ATP binding; cyclin-dependent protein serine/threonine kinase activity
Source: RefSeq, a predicted model, not a curated record
UAGUUCCCGUUAAUUCCCCCGUUUAGGCUGCCACUCUUCUGCCAUUGCCCCCGAGCAGCGUUAAUUGGUCUCAAUGUGAUGCGACCUUUUGGAAUAUGUGCAAAUCAAGCUCCUCAAAACAGGAAGUCCCUGCUCCCACGACAGCAAAGCGUUCAUGUGGACAAAUCCAGAGUCCUUUUCUUUCUUUUCACCUCCCAACUUGUUGCUACGGCGACUGGCUGGUGGACCAGGAAGAUGCGUCAAGUCGGGCGUGUUAAGGACGGUGGGUGACAGAAAAGGUAGCCCCCUCUUUCCCUUCACAAUAAAAGACAAGCUUGUCUAUCAAGUAGAAGACAUGACUUGAUGUUUCCUUUGUCCCAUAAUCAUAUUUAGGAAACAUGGUAAAUGUCAGUCGAGUUACUCUUCUUACUGCAGCAUUGUAUUUUGUGUCAAUUUAAAUUUGCAGUUGCACUGUUUUAUUGUGAAAGUGUGAGUGGAUGCGGGUCUUGUAAAGGUGUGUGUGUGUGCGUGCAUGUGUGUGUGUGUGCACGUUUGAUAUGUUAGGGUUUUUUUUUUUUUCCCCCUCCACACAUCACAUCUGAGCCUCAGAGAGAAGGAAGCCUCUUGAGUUUCUCUCCAACUAAACAUCUCAGGAUAUUUUUAUUUCCAUCAUCACCUCCAGAAAAACUUUUUUCCCCUUGGUUUGUUUUUGCGGAUGCUUUGUAUCGAAGGAUGGACAAGUACGAGAAGAUGGGCAAGAUCGGCGAGGGUUCGUACGGCGUGGUCUUCAAAUGUCGCAACAGAGACUCGGGACAGAUCGUAGCCAUCAAGAAGUUUGUGGAAUCGGAGGACGACCCCACCAUCAGGAAAAUCGCACUCAGGGAGAUCAGGAUGCUUAAGCAACUGAAACACGGCAACUUGGUGAAUCUGAUCGAGGUGUUUCGGCGCAAGAGGAAGCUUCACUUGGUGUUUGAGUACUGCGACCACACGGUGCUCCAUGAGCUGGAGCGACACCCCCAAGGCGUUCCUGAGCAUCUGGCAAGGAGCAUCACGUGGCAGACGCUUCAAGCGAUUAACUUCUGCCACAAGCACAACUGUAUCCACAGAGACGUGAAGCCUGAGAACAUUCUCAUCACCAAACAGCACGUCAUCAAACUGUGCGACUUUGGCUUUGCCAGGAUUCUCACGGGGCCAUGCGACUCGUACACGGACUACGUGGCCACACGCUGGUACCGUGCCCCCGAGCUGCUGGUGGGGGACACGCAGUACGGCCCCCCCGUGGACGUGUGGGCCGUCGGUUGCGUCUUCGCCGAGCUCCUCUCCGGCGUUCCGCUGUGGCCCGGCAAGUCCGACAUGGACCAGCUCUACCUGAUCCGCAAGACCCUCGGAGAUCUGAUCUGUCGCCAUCAGCAAAUUUUCAGCACCAAUCAAUUCUUCCACGGCCUCGCCAUCCCGGAACCUCUACAGAUGGAACCCCUGGAGCUGAAAUAUCCAAACCUCUCCCACCAAACUCUCAGUCUCAUGAAGGCUUGCCUUCGUAUGAACCCGAGCGAGCGUCUUCCAUGCGAGCAGCUGCUGCAGCAUCCUUAUUUUGAUAACCUGAGACACAAGUACCAGCGCAACGCUAAACAGGGCAACAUCAAUGCCAGCGUGGGGCACGAUCGCCACGGCAACAGGAGGACCCGCCUGCCGCGCAAACACCUGCCAUGUUUACCUCAGCUGACAGGCAGCAGCAUCUUCCCCGUUUCGGACACCAAGAAGUACUUUCACAACCUCAGCAAGUUCAACUAUCACCUGCCCAACAUCUAGAAACACGUCUACCCGUGCAUCAACCAAACUCAGGAAGUGAAGCAAAGCGCUGGAGAUGAGUGACUGACAUUUGUCGGUGUCUUUUCCUCAUAUGACUUUUUUCAAGUCUUAGCUAGCUGACGGAGGACAAGGAGCGUCGUAUGACACUAUGCUCCGCUUAUACAUGACAUGGAAGAUUUGGUCAAAUCUUCCGCACCCCAAGUCAAGUAGGAUGCCACUUUUUUUUUUUUUACUUUCUCAAUUGUAUUUAUUGAAAUAAGCAGAGAGACAAUAACAUUGAUAAUUUAGUGGACAUGAUCCCCACAUUGGUGCUAAGGACGUCCGCGGUUGUGGAAAUGCCAAAUGGUUCAAAUUUGAGUGCAUCAAUUCAAGGCUCCUUUAUAUUCCAUAACUCAUGGAUCAAAUGUUGCUGUACCACUCGGUGGUUGAGACCCUAAAUUGUUUGCCUACAUUUGUGCUACCAUGAGAUAUAACUUAGAUUUGUUGGCAACACAAAACAAAUCUCAGCAUGUAAACCCAAAAUUGGCCCAUGGAAGCGUACAGGCAUUCAUGUUUGCGACAAAGCAUAAACGAGUCUUUUUGGCGUCAAGCUAAAAGGACCAUGUUGAUGAGAAAUAAAUUGGUGUGAAC